CGCGUCAGAAGCCGCCGCAGCGGAGGGACGCCGCACGAUGGAAAAAGCCGCUCGGGAGGCACGCGAGGGGUCGCGGAAGCUUAACACGCUGAGUUAUCUGGAACGGAAGAAAAUUCUGCUGGAGGUGGCCAAUGCGUUGGACACCAAUCGUGACAAAAUAUUGGACGCAAAUGCCGUGGACCUGCGAGUGGCGGUGGAGAGCAACCUUGCGCCUUCACUGCUGAAGCGUCUGGAACUGACUCAUGGCAAAAUUGACACGGUUGUGUCUGGCAUAAAGGCGAUUGCGGAGGACAAGGAUCCUCUUGCUCGUGUGCUUAGUGCUCGUAUGUUGGAUCAGAAUCUCGUGCUCUGCAAGGAGACGGCGUCCAUCGGUGUUCUUCUUGUCAUCUUUGAGUCUCGACCGGACAGCAUGCCACAGAUUGCAGCGUUGGCUCUCUCGUCUGGCAACGGUUUGCUCCUGAAGGGUGGUCGAGAGGCCGAACACUCCAAUGCAGCGAUCCACUCCGUGAUUGUGGGGGCCGUGACGAAGGCCUCGGAGGGGAAAGUUCCCUCUGGUGUUAUCAGCCUUGUCACAAGUCGUGCCGACGUUUACGAACUGCUGAAACUGGAGGGAUUUAUCGAUCUUGUGAUUCCACGUGGCUCAAAUGAGAUGGUGCGAAACAUUCAACGGUCAACAAACAUUCCGGUCCUCGGACACGCCGAUGGCAUCUGCCACGUGUAUGUCCACCCUGACGCUGAUAUGAAUAUGGCCGCUAAAGUCAUCAUUGACGCCAAGCUGAAUUACCCAGCUGCGUGCAAUGCCGCGGAAACGGUGCUCUUUCAUCGGGCCACAGUGGAGAAUGGGAACGCGAAAAUUCUUGUGGAGAAGAUGAAGGAAGCUGGAAUCAAGAUAUAUGGCGGGCCCAAGGCGAUUGGAGCGUCCCUUGCGCGUGCUGGGGCAGCGUCCAUGCAUACUGAAUACGGUGACGAGCAAAUAACGGUGGAGGUUGUGGAGGAUAUGGAUGCCGCCGUGGAUCACAUCAAUAAAUAUGGUUCCCACCAUACAGAAUGUAUCCUCACCUCCAAUGUUGAUACAGCCAGUGACUUUGUAAGGCGUGUGGAUUCUGCUUGUGUUUUUCACAACUGCUCGACACGUUUUGCGGAUGGCUACCGCUUUGGGCUUGGUGCUGAAGUGGGCAUCAGCACCGGCCGGAUUCAUGCGCGUGGGCCUGUGGGAGUGGAGGGGUUGUUGACACAAAAAUGGGUGCUGCGACCGAUAGACCCCGAAUUGUACGCAACUGUUGCCGAGUUUCAAAGCGGCGAGCGCACCUUCACACAUGAAGACAUUACGAAUGCUAUGAUAUUGCAGGAGGAAAAUUAA
Trypanosoma cruzi is the source of this 1360-nucleotide messenger RNA. Its product is annotated as pyrroline-5-carboxylate synthetase-like protein, putative. Gene Ontology annotation, molecular function: NADP binding; glutamate-5-semialdehyde dehydrogenase (NADP+) activity. The annotation marks the transcript as partial. The transcript has a single exon. NCBI's taxonomy places the organism in Eukaryota, Euglenozoa, Kinetoplastea, Trypanosomatida, Trypanosomatidae. The record is from RefSeq and is a predicted model, not a curated record.